UCCAAGCUGCUCUCGCCGUCGGUAAAAACAUAAGAAACGGCUCUCGACCUCGAUCGAUCAAUCGGGCGUCCGCAAACUUGCAUAUUUCCGUAAUCUUGGAAACCGUCGUUCUCCGAGGAGUAAUCGAGAAGAAACAGCAAUGGAGAGAAGGAAGAGAUCGAUUGGAUUCGCGGAGGUCUUAUCGAUUCUUGGGCUUCUCCUCAGCUGCCCUCGCCGCCUCUCUGCGCUCUCCAUCACCGUAAACGACGUGGAGUGCGUCUCCGAGUUCGUGCUCUCCGAUGGUGACACCAUCUCUGGUAACUUCGUCGUGGUCGAUCGCUCCCGGAGUUCGGAUCAUCCCGGCAUCGAUAUGGUGGUGCAAACUUCUAGGGGCGACACUGUCCACUCUCUGAAGGGAACUUCUGGUGACAAAUUUGAGUUUAAAGCCCCAAGAGCUGGAAUGUACAAGUUUUGCUUUCAUAAUCCAAGCAGAACACCAGAGACUGUGUCUUUCUACAUACAUGUUGGCCAUAUUCCCAAUGAACAUGACCUGGCCAAAGACGAGCAUUUGGAUCCCGUAAAGGUAAGGGUUGCACAGCUCAGGGAAGCACUGGAGUCUGUUACAUCAGAACAGCGGUACCUGAAAGCCCGUGAAGCUCGCCACCGCUGGACAAGUGAGGGUACUAGGAAGCGCCUUAUCUUCUGUACAAUGAUGGAGUACUUGGUUCUAGUAUGUGCUAGUGGACUUCAGGUGGUCUACAUCCGUCGCUUGUUCAACAAAUCAGUGGCAUAUAACACGAUUUAAUGCUUGAGUUUUUCUCAGCUCUGCAAUCUAAUAUUUAGUAUCCUUCGUAGUUUCUUAAAUUAAAUAAAACAGAUUUUUUUUGGUCAUUUUUGUAUGAUCAUUACCUCCUUCCCAGCUAUGAGCAGAAUUUUGGUUAUG
Elaeis guineensis (African oil palm) is the source of this 922-nucleotide messenger RNA. RefSeq names its product transmembrane emp24 domain-containing protein p24beta3. Lineage: Eukaryota; Viridiplantae; Streptophyta; Magnoliopsida; Arecales; Arecaceae. The record is from RefSeq and is a predicted model, not a curated record.